Messenger RNA from Acanthosepion pharaonis, 2427 nucleotides. NCBI's taxonomy places the organism in Eukaryota, Metazoa, Mollusca, Cephalopoda, Sepiida, Sepiidae. The record is from the annotation of a GenBank genome assembly.
AUGGGCGACAAAGGAAGUGAUUAUCUGGCAACAGCAAUUUUAAGAGAUAAAGAACGUCCAAAUCGGCUCAUAGUUGAAGAAGCUGCCAAUGAAGACAACUCUGUUGUCUGCCUAUCUCAGGCAAAAAUGGAUGAGCUGCAACUUUUCCGCGGUGACACUGUUCUCUUAAAGGGUAAACGACGAAGGGAAACAGUUGUUAUUGUGCUCUCUGAUGAUACUGUGUCUGAUGAGAAAAUCCGAAUCAAUAGAUGUGUUCGUAACAAUCUGAGAGUUCGUCUUGGGGAUGUAGUUAGCAUUCAGUCCUGUCAAGAUGUGAAGUAUGGCAAAAGAAUUCAUGUCCUCCCCAUUGAUGACACCGUGGAAGGCCUUACUGGAAACCUCUUUGAAGUUUAUCUUAAACCAUACUUUUUGGAAGCUUAUCGACCUGUUAGAAAAGGAGAUAUCUUUUUGGUUCGAGGCAGUAUGCGUGCUGUGGAAUUCAAAGUGAUAGCUACUGAUCCAAGCCCUUACUGUAUUGUGGCCCCAGCCACUGUUAUUCACUGUGAAGGUGAACCAGUCAAAAGAGAGGAUGAGGAAGAAGCCUUGAAUGAGGUGGGCUAUGAUGACAUUGGUGGAUGCAGGAAACAACUGGCUGCCAUCAAGGAAAUGGUUGAAUUGCCUUUACGUCAUCCACAACUCUUUAAGGCAAUUGGUGUCAAGCCUCCACGUGGAAUCCUCAUGUAUGGUCCUCCUGGUACUGGUAAAACUCUGAUUGCCAGAGCUGUUGCUAAUGAAACUGGAGCUUUCUUUUUCUUGAUCAAUGGUCCUGAAGUAAUGAGUAAAUUGGCUGGUGAAUCUGAAAGCAAUCUAAGGAAAGCUUUUGAAGAAGCAGAGAAAAAUGCUCCAGCCAUCAUCUUCAUUGAUGAAAUUGAUGCCAUUGCACCUAAGCGAGAAAAAACUCAUGGAGAAGUUGAAAGACGCAUUGUAUCUCAGCUGUUAACCUUGAUGGAUGGUUUGAAACAGCGUUCCCAUGUUGUUGUUAUGGCAGCUACUAACCGCCCAAACAGUGUUGACCCUGCACUAAGACGUUUCGGUCGUUUUGACAAAGAGGUAGAUAUCAAUGUUCCAGAUGCUACUGGACGUCUGGAGAUCCUGCGAAUUCACACAAAAAAUAUGAAGUUAGCCAACGAUGUUGACCUGGAACAGAUUGCACAAGAGACUCAUGGCCAUGUGGGUGCUGAUUUAGCUUCUCUCUGCUCUGAAGCUGCUCUCCAACAAAUCAGAGGUAAAAUGGAUUUGAUUGAUUUGGAUGAUGAAACUAUUGAUGCUGGUGUCCUCGACUCAUUGGCAGUAACAAUGGAAGAUUUUAGAUGGGCUCUUGGUAAGAGCAAUCCAAGUGCUCUAAGAGAAACUUCUGUAGAAGUUCCAUCUGUUUCCUGGGAUGAUAUUGGUGGAUUGGAGCAUGUUAAGCGAGAGCUGCAAGAACUUGUACAGUACCCAGUGGAGCAUCCUGAUAAAUUUGUCAAGUUUGGCCUAACUCCAUCUAAAGGAGUUCUAUUUUAUGGACCACCUGGUUGUGGUAAAACACUGCUGGCAAAGGCUAUUGCAAAUGAGUGUCAAGCCAACUUUAUUUCCAUCAAAGGUCCUGAGCUACUUACCAUGUGGUUUGGUGAGUCAGAGGCUAAUGUGCGUGAUAUCUUUGACAAGGCUCGCUCGGCAGCCCCUUGCAUUUUGUUCUUUGAUGAAUUGGAUUCAAUUGCUAAAUCUCGUGGCGGCAAUAUUGGUGAUGGAGGUGGUGCUUCUGAUCGUGUUAUAAACCAGUUGCUUACAGAAAUGGAUGGUAUGAAUGCCAAGAAGAAUGUAUUUAUCAUAGGCGCUACCAACAGACCAGACAUUAUUGAUACUGCCAUAUUGCGACCUGGGCGUCUUGACCAGUUGAUAUAUAUUCCAUUGCCUGAUGAAAAGUCUAGGGUUCAGAUUUUGAAAGCUACUCUUAGAAAAUCUCCAGUAGCCAAGGAUGUUGAUGUUGAUUUUCUAGCUAAGAAGACAAAUGGUUACAGUGGAGCAGAUUUGACCGAGAUUUGUCAGCGUGCUUGCAAGUUAGCUAUUAGACAAUCCAUUGAAGCUGAAAUCAGAUUAGAGAAGGAACGUAACCAGAACCCUGAUAAUGACAUGGAAGUGGAAGAUGAUGUUGAUCCGGUGCCUGAGAUUCGCAGGGACCAUUUUGAAGAAGCAAUGAAAUUUGCUCGUCGUUCAGUGAAUGAAAAUGAUGUCAGGAAGUAUGAAAUGUUUGGAAAAACAUUGCAACAGAGCAGAGGAUUUGGAAAUGAUUUCAGGUUCCCAGGCCCAACAGGUGGAUCGGCUGGUGGUCCAAGUCAACCAUCUGGUUCUAGUAGCAAUAAUGCAAAUGCAUUUGCUGAUGACACUGAGGAGGAUCUCUAUGAUUAG